AGCUGUGAGUGUCGAUGGGCCCUUUUCUGCCAAGCAGAACCGCUGGAAUCUGGAAAGCGGUGAGCCAAUUCUUUUGGGAGCGUCUUCCGGACAGUUCGAACUCUCAAUCAACAGUUGACCCAACCCCCCAAAUCCUGGUACGGCUCCAAGGGGAAGGGCCGGUCCAUCGACUGGCCGAUUGUGGGGCCUGCCGGUCCGCCGAACGCCGGUCGACUGGCUCGUGUGGUGGGUGCAACGAAAGAUGUCAUCCCGUCAUCCCGGCACCCCCUCGCCCGACCAGCGAACUCCAACCAGCCUUCUCGCGAACCAUCCUAGCGGCUUCGAAUUAUUUCAGACCGGCCCACAACCAAGUAAUGUAAACAGAUUGUAACUGUGACCAUGCCUCCCCAACUUCAUCAUGAAGACGACGACUCCGCCAAGCCGAAAUUCAGCCACCUUCCGCUCAGCACGAGUGGCCCACUGAAAUGCGCGCUCAAAGGCACCGUGCUGCUAAACCACUCCUACUUCAACAAGGGGUCCGCCUUCACUAAGAAGGAGCGUCACGAUUUCGCGUUGUCAGGUUUGUUGCCGCAGAGUGUCCAGACGCUGGACCAGCAGGUGCAGCGUGCCUACGAGCAGUACUCGGCGCGGCCGGACGAUCUUGCCAAGAACACCUUCCUGACGUCCAUGAAGGACCAGAAUGAGGUGCUGUACUUCAAGCUGCUGCUGGAUCAUCUCGACGAGAUGUUUAGCGUCGUGUACACGCCCACUGAGGGAGACGCCAUCCAGAAUUAUUCGCGGUUGUUUAGGAGACCGCAGGGGGUGUUCUUGAACGUGCACGACAUCGACCGGGUGCAUCACGAUCUGUCGCUGUGGGGGAUGUCCGACGACAUUGACUAUAUUGUUGUGACAGACGGCGAAGAGAUCCUCGGCAUCGGAGACCAGGGAUGCGGGGGCAUUCUGAUAUCCGUCGCCAAGCUGGCCCUCAUGACCCUCUGCGCCGGCAUACACCCGAAUCGGGUGUUGCCUGUGGUCUUGGACUGCGGUACGGACAAUGAGACACUGUUGAAAGACCCGCUGUACCUCGGCCUCAGAGAGAAGCGGGUCAGGGGCGAGGAGUAUGACAGGUUCAUUGAAACCUUCGUCAAGUCUGCCCGGGAGCUGUACCCGAGGGCCUUCAUACACUUUGAAGACUUCGGCUUUCAGAACGCACGGCGGCUCCUCGACAGGUGGCGGCCAGACAUCCCCUGCUUCAACGAUGACGUCCAAGGAACUGGGUGCGUGACCCUCGCCGCUAUAUUCGCCGGCCUGCAUGUGUCGAAGAUGAAGUUGAGUGACCUUCGCAUGGUUGUGUUUGGUGGAGGGACGGCCGGUGUCGGUAUCGCAGACCAAGUCCGCGACGCCAUCGCGACUGAGCGUGGCAUCACCAAGGAGGAAGCCGCACGGCAGAUAUGGCUUGUUGACAAACCGGGGCUUCUGACUGACCAAAUCGAGAGGCUUUCGGAUGCCCAGAGAACCUACGCCAGGUCAGAAGACUGGACCGAUAAGGAGACAAACCUUUUUGGAGUGGUGAAGGAGGUCAAGCCGAAUGUGCUGAUCGGCACAUCCACCGUGCCAAAGUCGUUCACGGAGGAGAUCGUGCGCGAGAUGGCAGCCCAUGUCGACCGACCCAUUAUCCUGCCGCUCUCCAACCCCACGAAGCUGCAUGAAGCGACCCCGGCCGACCUGUUCUCAUGGACUGGCGGCAAGGCGCUUGUGGCCACGGGCAGUCCGUUCAAACCCGUCAAGGGCCCUUGGGGCCCGGAAGGCAAAGAGGUGCACAUCGAGGUGGCCGAAUGCAACAACAGCGUCGUUUUCCCGGGAAUAGGACUCGGCAGUGUGCUGUGUCGAGCCAGACUUGUGACGGACAAGAUGCUGAUUGCCUCAGUCAAUGGUGUGGUGGGGCACAGUCCGGCACUGAGAAAUGAUACGGCGCCGCUGCUGCCGGGUGUUGGUGCGGUGCGCGAGGUGAGCGUCAGAGUUGCGAGGGAGGUGAUUCAAGCUGCCGUGGAGGAAGGGGUCGCGACGGAAGAAGGCAUCCCAAAAGAUGAGAAAGAGCUGGAUGAAUGGAUUAUGGAGCAGAUGUGGGAUCCUGUGUACCGACCGCUCCAGUACGUCGAAGCUCACAGCGCGAGUCGCCAGGCCAAAGGGGAAUUGCGCGUCGUCGGCAGUUUGCCCCAGCGCCAAUGACUCCACUAAAAAAAGGGACAUCGCUGGACGGGCACCCUCUGGCCGAACAAACCCGAACUCGCAAGAAACCUGGAAGGAAAUAAAUCCAGCAAAAAGAACAAAUAGAGGAGAAAUUGAAUAAAAGAAAGCAAAUAAAAGAAAGGGGGAUAAAAGAAAAGUAAAUGGAGUAAAUCUAGUUCCUCUGGGAUGCAGGAUGGCUUUCGUUUUGUUCCUACAGUCGAGGACUUGAAGUUUCCGUGGUCGACAUCUGCACUCUGGAGUUCGGGCUUUU
Molecule: messenger RNA, 2479 nt
Organism: Chaetomium fimeti
Lineage: Eukaryota; Fungi; Ascomycota; Sordariomycetes; Sordariales; Chaetomiaceae
Exons: 5
Coding region: 379-2208 (609 amino acids)
Biological process (GO): pyruvate metabolic process; malate metabolic process
Cellular component (GO): mitochondrion; cytosol
Molecular function (GO): malate dehydrogenase (decarboxylating) (NAD+) activity; NAD binding
Source: RefSeq, a predicted model, not a curated record